Gaeumannomyces tritici R3-111a-1 is the source of this 1768-nucleotide messenger RNA. RefSeq lists its product as hypothetical. The coding region runs from base 403 to 1599 and encodes 398 amino acids. Gene Ontology annotation, molecular function: protein binding; 6-phosphogluconolactonase activity. Lineage: Eukaryota; Fungi; Ascomycota; Sordariomycetes; Magnaporthales; Magnaporthaceae. The record is from RefSeq and is a predicted model, not a curated record. The transcript has 2 exons.
GCCAGAAUUCUGGGCGGCCGGACAAGCAUUUUUGUGCCACGCAAAGACCCCCUGGUGCGGACCGCACCUCUCCUCCGCUUAGAAACAGCCCGAUUUGGCCUCCGGAGCGAGCAGAGUGCCUAGGAAAAUCGAUUCUCCACCAACCUUGUGCGUGAAAUAGGCCCAAUUUAGUCGGCCGACCUGGGGUAAUGAAGCAAUUCCCAUGGGCUGGAUGUCCAGCCCCUCGUGACUCGGCCAUUUAGGCUUUCCUCAAGAGGAUGCCGCUUCCUGCUUGAGUUCUUGCGAGGUUGGGCCCAAGGCACCCUUCUCGAGGCACCUCCAUCUACGAGCCUGCCGAGAGAUUCACACCUGAACCCCUCUUUUUCUCCUCCAAGUCGCACGUCCCAAAGGCUGGCCGCUGCGAUGGACUCUCCAGCAAGGACGGUGAGCGCCCUCGCGCUGCUGGCCCUGGCGCUCGGGCAGGCGGCGGCGCAGACGACGAACCUGGUGGCCUCGCACUUCAGCGGCAACCUCUACUCGCUCUCGUACACGGCGAGCGGCGGCGGCGCCGGGCGACUCGCGCAGACGGCCUCGCAGCGUGCCGGCGGCACGUGGCCCGCCUGGCUGACGUACGACGGCGCCUCGCGCACGCUCUACACGGUCGACGAGGCCAACUGGGUCGGCCCCGUCUUCACCGAGUUCAAGGUUGCCGCCGACGGCAAGCUCACCAAGGGCGCGGCCUCGCCCAAGAGCGGAGGGGAGCUGCACAGCACGCUGUACGGGGGUCAGGACGGCAAGGGCUUCAUAGCCGGCGCCCAGUACGAGAACUCGGGCGUCAUCUCCUUCAAGCUGCCGCUCUCGCAGAACGCCCAGCCCGUCUCGAAGCUCACCUUCACCAUGUCCGGGCCGGGCCCCGUGCCCAGCCGGCAGAACAAGCCGCACCUGCACUCGGUCUUUCCGGACCCAACCGGCCGCUUCCUGCUCGCGGCCGACCUCGGCGCCGACCUGAUCCGCGUCUUCUCCAUCAACCCGACGUCGGGCGUCCUGACGUCGUGCGCCAACAUCGCCUCGGGCCGCGGAGACGGGCCCCGCCACGGCGCCUUCUGGACCAAGAACGGCGCCACGGUGCUCUACGUCACCAACGAGUUGUCCAACUCGGUCUCGGCCUACACCGCCUCGUACCCGUCCUCCCCCUCGGGCGGCUGCCUGGGCCUGACGAGGACCCAGACCAUGUCGUCCCUGGGGCCCGGCAAGGCGGCGCCCGCGGGCGCCAAGGCGGCCGAGGUGCGGGUGCGCGACGACUUCGUGUACGUGUCGAACCGCAACGACCAGACCUUUGGGUCGCGCCAGGACGCCAUCGCGACCUACGCCGUCGGCGCCGGCGGCGCCCUCACCUUUGUCGAGAACGUCAACUCGCGCUCCUACUUCCCGCGCACCUUUGAGAUCAACAGGGCCGGCGACCUCGUGGCCGUGGGCGGCCAGACGUCGAGCAACGUGGCCGUGCUGUCGCGCAACGUCACCUCGGGCCGCAUCGGGGGCCUGGUGGCCACGCUAAACGUAGGCAGCGCCGGGACCGUGAACAACGAGGACGGGCUGAGCCAUGUUGUCUGGAUUGAAUGAGUGACGCUGGUGGAGGGGUCUGUGGCAACGGGGCGGUUUGGGGUGUUGGGGGCUAGUCGGUGAGGGUUGUCUACGGCGACGUGUAUAUAAACCUGGGUGAUAUAUAUAAAGCUCGUAAAUAUUGAACAUCGGGCUUGCGCCGGAGUACUAGACAAGCUUCUACUUUGAU